AUGCUCAACCCAUUCGCCGUGCGCGAGGAGGUAAGGCGACUGGGCCGGCGGAGGGGCCAGCGGAGGACCUCAGGCACAGCGGAAGAUAGACUUGCGCCCGUCAUUUUUUUGUUUUUCAAAACCCUAUUGCCCGCGCCCACGCGACCACGUUCUCUCCCGCGCUUUUUCGGCCCGCAGGUACAGCCCGUUCUGGAGGCCGCCGUGGCGCUGGGGCUGGACUUGGCUGACGGGGCGGAGAGCAGCGGGGCGGGCGGAGAGGGCGGGGAGGUGGCGGCGGCGGAGUUCUACUCGGCGGUUGACCGCGUGAGGGACGCGGUGGGCGCAAUGGAGGCGGAGAUCGAGCGCAGCCGACAGCUUCUCACGUCAGCCAUGGAGGUCCUUGCGGCCGCUUUCGACAAGCACGUUGGAGCAGUCGAUGCACUGGAAUGCUUCCCCCCCACGGCCGCCACCUCCCCCUCCGCGCGUGGCGGACUGCCGCCCCUCCCCGAGCUGCGCUGUCCCCCCUCACCCUCCUCCGCCUACGCGCUCUCCGGCUGCGAGGGCUCGGCGCGCUGGGGGGAGCGUGCGGCGGGGAGCGAGAUGGUGGCGCGGCUGCAGGCGAUGGCGAAGCGGCUGUUCGAGAACGGCGAGCGGCACACGCUGUUCCACACGUACAAGCGACGGCGGGGCGCCGUGGUGCGCGCAGCGCUGGCGGCAGCGGGAGUGGGAGUGGAGGAGCGGGAGGGGGCGGCCCAAGCGGAGUGGUCGUGGGAGGAGGCGGGGCAGCGGCUGAGGGAGUGGCGCGCGCACCUCCGAUUUGGACUGGCGCUGUGCUUGGCGGAGCAGCGGCUGAGCGAGGCGGUGCUGGGCGGCAUGGGGCAUCUGCGGCAGGAGUGCGUGGACGACCUCCUCGCGCCCUCCUUCGCCGCGCUGCUCGCCCUGCCAAGCCGCCUCGCCGCCUCGCCCCCCUCGCUGCACGCGCUGCUCCACGCGCUCUCCACCUUCCACGCGCUCAGGGACGGCUACCCGCAGGUGGCGGAGCUGUACCCGCGGCGCACGCAGAGGCAGCGGCGGCAGUACCUGGAGGUGCUGGCGCGCGUGGCGGGCGUGGCGAGGAGCGCCUUCCUCGCCACUGAGACCGCCUGGUCCCACCCCUCCCUGCUCGCGCUGCUGCUGGACGGGCAAGCUUCGGGGCAGGGCAAGGGGCAGGCCACGGGACAGGGGCAGGAGGAGGGAGGGACGCAGGCAGGGAGUGAGAGGGGCGAGGAGAAGGAAGGACCGGUGGUGAUAACGGCGCUGACGCAAGGGGAUGCAGGCGAUGGUGGCUCUCAGCAGGGGGGUGCAGCUGAGGCUGAGAAGGUGGAGGCGGAGGGAGGCGAGGGCGGUGGUGGGAGUGGAGAGGGCACGGCGGACACGGCUGUGGCAGCAGCAGGUGGCGACACCGCUGGGCAAGCAGGCAUGGGCGUGGGGCAGCGCAAGGGACGCAGUCUCUUGCUGCGCUUUCUGUCAGUGCGGCCACCGCAGGCGGCACCCCAGGCGGCAGCGACAACAGCGGGGGGGCGAGGGGCGGGAGUGGCGGCAUGCUUCCAGCCCAUCACGGGCGCCGUGGACCCCGUCACACUGCGCCUCCUCGACACCUUCCACCUCCUCUGCUCCCACGACCUGCCGUACCGCCGGCUGCUGGAGGAGGUGUUGGACACGCACCCCACCCCGCCGCCCGCUGCCUCCCACGCCUCCUCCCCCUGCGCCUCGCCGCACCCUGCCCUCACCCCGCGUGACCAGCAGCCGCCCACCCCCCACUCCGUGUGCAGCAGCCCCGCCACCAGCUGCUGGAGUGAAGCCUCCUCGCUGCCUCUGCCCGGCCAGCCCGGGGUGGGGGCGGGUGGAGGGGCGGGGAGGCGUGUGCAUGCGCGCAUGGCGAUGGUGAUCGCGGGGAGCAUCCGCGGGCUGGUGGGGGCGCUGGAGGCGCAUGCGGUGGGCAGCCGGGGCGACCUGGCGCUGAGCGAGCUCUUCCUCAUGAACAACCUCCACCACAUCGCCUCCCGCCUCUCCACGUCGAGCGUGGGCAAGCUGCUGGGGCUGGCGGAGGUGGGCGCGCAUGCCAAGCACGAGGAGCGGCACCGUGACCGCUUCCUGGAGCUCUCCUUCGCCAGGUUCCACUGCCUGGUCACCAACGACAGACUGCGGAGACCCGACGCCAUCCGGCGAUUGGUGGAGUUCUGCGCUGUGCUGGGAGAUGUGCUAGCCAUGCAGCAGACCUGGGUGGUGCCCGACCCCCACAAUGCUGCCACGCUGCGCUCUGCCCUGCGCUGGGGCCUGCAGCAGAUGCUCCAGGCAUUCCUCGCCAAACACAGGUCUGUGCUUCUUGCAACAAGUAGCAUUUCAGAGAUUGACGAAGCAUGGCAGCUAAUUUCCGAGGUCAACAACAGCCUCCGUGCGCAUACAUAA
Molecule: messenger RNA, 2427 nt
Organism: Closterium sp. NIES-65
Lineage: Eukaryota; Viridiplantae; Streptophyta; Zygnematophyceae; Desmidiales; Closteriaceae
Source: the annotation of a GenBank genome assembly